This is a messenger RNA of Phyllotreta striolata, 2745 nucleotides long. NCBI's taxonomy places the organism in Eukaryota, Metazoa, Arthropoda, Insecta, Coleoptera, Chrysomelidae. The record is from the annotation of a GenBank genome assembly.
UGACAGAAUAAAUUCGCCAUAAGCUAUAAAAAAUAAAAUUACCUCUAAAUUUCGAAUUUUAAUCUUCUUACUAAUAAACAACAUAGUACAAGACCACACAAUUUUAGCCUACUAACCUGUAACUGUCAAAAGAGUCAACAAAAUAAAUGUAAACAUAAACACAAACAUAAAUAUUUACUAUUUUACAAUGGAUUUAAGACUAGAAACUACAUCAGAGGAAAAUAAAAAACUAUUCAAAUUAAAACCGCAACGAAAAGACGGAUUAUUACUCAGUGUACACCAUACCAUAGGUAACACAAAAACUCGAUUCGUGUACGGAUGUUUCCAUCAUUUUAAUAACAUAGUAGCCGUAGCAAAUAAUCAAGGAAAUGUAUUUAUUAUCGACUAUUCGGUGUGUCGAUUUUGGGGUUUACGAAAAUUCGAUUCUUGUACCUUCAUCAGUUUCUCCCCGCAGAACAGUAAGCAUUUACUCGUCGGCGUUGAAACAGGAGUAAUUAACUUAUGCGACAUGAUUACUGGAAGUGUUGAACAAACUUUGAAAGGUCACAAAUUUGGUGUAGUAGGAGUAUCGUUCGAUAAAUCGAGGUACUGCUUGUCUUACUCAAAAUACGAGGCCAUCAUAUGGGACAUGGAGUCAGCUACGAAAGUUCAAGUGCUGAGAUUAGAACCGAAUUGCUCUUUGAAGUAUGUAUCGUUCGUGCCUUUCUCAGAACAUAUCGUGACUUGCUUCCAGGACGAUCUGAUACAAAUUUGGUCGCAUCACAAAUUCAAAAUCAUCAAGCAAUUAUCGCCGGCUAAUUGGAAGAAUUACUUUGUUAAAUCGAUAACAUUCACGAGAAACGGUGAAUACAUGGUUGUCUCCGGGCACGUUUCAACUAUAGGAAUAUUCCAUUUAGAUACCUACAAAGUAUUGAAGAUAAUAAAUCUCUCCGAUUAUUUAAAAUCGAUAAAACAGGUGGAAUUCGUACCGCAACCGUUCGAUGGCGGUUGCAAUAAAAUCUUAGCGAUAUUAUCCGGCCAAGGGAUUGUUUUCUUCUUCGAUGUCGAACGAAACGAAAUCAUCAGCGAAUUGCGUUGCCAAGUGGAAAUUAAUAAAAUCUCAUGCUCGACAGAUAGCGCUCAUAUUAUUUGCCUGCUGUGUUCGGGUACAGUCGAUAUUUACAAUAGCAGACAGUACACGAGCCCCCCUCGAGAAAUCCACGUGCACAAAAUCAGGAAGAAAUUAACGACAAACAGGAAAUCCUGCGCUAUUGAAGCAAUGCAUGUUAAGAAAGAGAUUAGCGAGUUGUUAGAUAUGAAAAAACUGAGGUAUAUACUCAAAGAGCAUCUGGAAUAUCCUAGCGAAUUCAGGAUGAAAAUCUGGGAACAUCUACUACAAUUACCCAACAACGUUGAACAAUACAACAGCAUUAUAAACAAAACUACUUUAGUAGCUUUCGAUGAUUUACACGAACGGUACCCGUUAGAAGACAGAACGUUCAUAAACGCUUUGAAAAUGUUGCUGAAUAACCUCGUAACGUGGUCUCCUUUCUUCUCCCACGUGGAAUACUUGCCCGUUUUCACGUUCCCUUUCGUUAGAGUUUUCCACAACAAACCUGUAGCUUGCUUCGAAGCCGCGUGCACUGUGAUAAUGAAUUGGUGUCAACAUUGGUUCGAAUACUUCCCGCUCGCCCCUGUCAACAUACUGGCUAUCGCCGAGAACAUGCUGAUGGAACACGAGCCCGAAUUGCUCGAUCAUUUCACCAGUCAUAAAAUUACUGCGAACGUGUUCGUUUGGUGUUUGCUCGAGACGGCUUUCUCCGAAGUACUCACUUCGUCCGAUUGGCUGACGCUUUGGGAUCACGUCCUAACCAACGAAAUAUCCUUCCUGAUAUCCACCGUAGUGGCGUAUAAUUCUCUGCAAAAGCAUUCGGUAAUGGCUCUGGCGAGUUUGGAGGACGUGCAGGUGUUCUACAAGAACCAAAAUCCGAUAGAUGUCAGGAAAUUGAUCAGAAUGAGUUAUAGUGUGUUGAAGAGUACCAGCGCAAGGUUCCAUCCUAGGCAAUAUUUGAGCAAAUUCCAGCCGUUAGAUAGGCAUAAUUACCCUCUGUUUUUCGAGUAUCCUAAGAAAAUAUUCGAUAUAAAAGAGGAGCGCGCUAGCAAGCUGGAUAUGGAGAUGAUAAAAUUGUUAAUUCGCGAGCACGAUUUGAGGAAAACCCGACAGAGAUCUCGGAAAGCUUCGUUAGAAGUCGACGAGGAGAAACGUCGAUUGAGAGAAGUGGAAAAACUUUGUUCGAAUCAAAUAAAAACUCGCGUAGAUUUGAUAGCUGACAAGCAAAAACGUUUGAGAGAACUUGAAGAUGACGCAAACAAGCAGAUUGUGGAAGAUGACGAGUUUAUUUCGCACGUUUUAAAGGCUACAAAUGGGAAUGAAACUCGGAGAGAACAAAUGGCAGUGAAUGCCGAUCUUGUAGACAAAUUCAUCAGAACGCUUUCCGCGGAAUUGGGACAAUCUAGCGAGAUUAAUCGAUUUCCUCGAACAGAUACGAAGAGUUUGUUGAACCGAUUCAUAGAGAAUCUAAACGAAGACUUGAAGAGCACCCAUAAUCGAGUGUCAAAAAGCACCCGAAGUUCGUGCAAAUCGCACUCAUCAGACCAAUGCUCCUGCGAUACUUUAUGCACCAAAACGGUGAGGUUCACAUCGAGCACCACCGGAGGCAGCACCGAUUGGUGAUGCACUAACAACAACCGCUUUAUUGUUAAAAA